CGCUCUGAUUGACGUAGGAAAAGAAAAGCUCCAAGAUCGGAUUACAAGAUGGCGGUUAGUGGUUUGUAAAGAGAAGCAGUAGAGAUACACAUUGUUUUUGUGUCUAUUCCGUUGAUUUUCAUUUUAUUUUCUCCUUCUAGAUCCAUAGAUCGCGUAAAAAGUUUUAUCUAUUUUUAAAGGUUUGUAGCAUGUCCUGCAUCUCGGUGUGAAUUAUUUCGCGCGAAUGAAACUAGGGAAUCGCGGUCCGUUUGGAACAUGCGGGUAGAAACAAAGUUUAAAGCUCGGGGUUAAGAAAUUUAAGUUUAUUUUAAGAUAGGGCAUUUGAGCAGGGGAAAGCAUGUCGGACACUCGGCGGCGUGUGAAGGUGUACACGCUGAAUGAAGACCGGCAGUGGGACGAUAGGGGCACCGGGCACGUCUCGUCCACCUUUGUCGAGCGGCUGAAGGGAAUAUCGCUCCUGGUGCGAGCGGAAUCUGAUGGUUCUCUGUUGUUGGAGUCAAAAAUCAGCCCAAACACGGCAUAUCAGAAACAGCAAGACACGUUGAUUGUUUGGUCUGAAGCAGAGAACUAUGACCUAGCUCUGAGCUUCCAGGAAAAAGCCGGCUGCGAUGAAAUCUGGGAAAAGAUUUGCCAGGUGCAAGGGAAGGAUCCGGCACUGGAAAUCACCCAAGACCCCAUCGACGAGUCGGAGGAGGAGCGAUUUGAGGAGAUGCCUGAAACCAGCCAUCUGGUGGACCUGCCUCCCUGCGAGCUGGCCAAGCUAGAAGAGAUCGCCGACCUGGUGACCUCUGUGCUGUCCUCGCCCAUCCGGCGUGAGAAGCUAGCCCUGGCACUCAUGAGCGAGGGCUACAUUAAGAAGCUGCUGCAGCUCUUCCAGGUGUGCGAGGACCUGGACAACCGGGAGGGCCUGCACCACUUGUAUGAGAUCGUGCGUGGGGUGCUCUUCCUCAACAAGGCGGCCCUCUUCGAGGUCAUGUUCUCUGACGACUGCAUCAUGGAUGUGGUGGGAUGCCUGGAGUAUGACCCAGCGCUGGUGCAGCCCAAGAGGCACAGAGAGUUCCUCACCAAGACUGCCAAGUUCAAGGAAGUGAUCCCCAUCACGGACUCUGAGCUGCGGCAGAAGAUCCAUCAGACUUACCGGGUCCAGUACAUCCAGGACAUCAUCCUGCCCACCCCAUCCGUUUUCGAGGAGAACUUCCUCUCUACACUCACCUCUUUCAUCUUUUUUAACAAAGUGGAGAUUGUCAGCAUGCUGCAGGAGGACGAAAAGUUCCUGACGGAGGUCUUUGCACAGUUAACAGACGAAGCCACUGAAUAUGGGAAAAGAAGGGAGCUCGUGAACUUCUUCAAGGAAUUCUGUGCUUUUUCGCAAACACUGCAACCUCAGAAUAGGGAUGCUUUCUUCAAGACCCUGGCAAACUUGGGGAUCCUUCCUGCACUCGAAAUUGUGAUGGGCAUGGAUGACCUGCAGGUGAGGGCAGCAGCCACAGAUAUCUUCUCCUACCUGGUGGAGUUCAGCCCGUCCAUGGUGCGCGAGUUUGUCAUGCAGGAGCCCCAGCAGACAGACGACGACGUCCUGCUGAUAAACAUGGUGAUCAAGCAGAUGAUCUGUGACACGGACCCAGAACUGGGCGGCGCCGUGCAGCUGAUGGGCCUGCUCCGCACGCUCAUCGACCCAGAGAACAUGUUGGCCCCCACUAAUAAAACGGAAAAGACGGAGUUCCUCAGCUUCUUCUACAAGUACUGCAUGCAUGUUCUCACUGCCCCUCUCCUGGCAAACACAGCAGAUAACGCGAAAGAUUCACUGGAGGGAUCCACCAAGAUCAAUCCGGUUUGUCCUGAUAACUUCCAGACGGCACAACUGCUGGCCCUAAUACUGGAGCUAUUGACGUUCUGCGUGGAGCACCAUACCUACCACAUCAAGAACUACAUCAUGAACAAAGACCUCUUGCGCCGGGUCCUAGUGCUGAUGAACUCCAAACACACCUUCUUGGCGCUGUGCGCCCUGCGUUUUAUGCGACGGAUAAUAGGCCUGAAAGACGAAUUUUACAACCGCUACAUCAUCCGAGGGAACUUGUUUGAGCCAGUCAUCAACGCCCUGCUAGACAACGGCACGCGAUACAACCUUCUAAAUUCAGCCAUCAUCGAGCUGUUCGAGUUCAUCAGAGUGGAGGAUAUUAAGUCACUCACAGCACACAUUGUGGACAAUUUCUACAAAGCACUUGAAUCAAUUGAGUACGUCCAGACUUUCAAGGGUCUGAAGACCAAAUAUGAACAAGAGAAGGACAGGCAGACUCAGAGACACAGUCGAUAUCGCCGGGACUCCCGCCCUAUGGAGGACGAUGAAGAAACAUGGUUAAAUGAAGAUGAUGAUGAGGAAGUAGAGACCUUAGUGGAAAAGAGCAAAUCCGAGGAAGACUUUCCUGAGAGCUAUGAAAAAUACAUGGAAGCGAAAAAAGGAUCAGCCAAUGGGACCAAUGGAAAGCCCACAGCCACGCCCUCCAGCCCUCCCAGUCCCAACAGCACCUCUGCAAAGCCCCCUGCAUUACCUGCCACCGCUGUGACCAAGGCUGGGUUGGUCGGCCUGGUGGAUUACCCAGAUGACGAUGAGGAAGAGGAAGAGGAGGAGUCACCACGCAAACGGCCCCGUCUUGGAUCGUAAAGAGUAGCAAGGUGAUCCCUCUGGAGCGAGUUCUGAUGGCACCCAUGUUCUGCAGCCCUCUGGCCUGAGAGCCCCCCCCCAUACCGCUCAGUCUCCUCCGCCAAUUACGCCCGCGGCCUCAUCCCUACUCAGCAUACCCGUAGCCUCACUGGAGGAGGACCAGAGGAGUCAGAGUGCCAACAGUCCCCAUGUCCCCUAAACGCCACCUCCCUCCACUCCCACCGCAGCGCGCUCCACUCGUACCUGCAGGAACGGACGCACUCCCCUACAUCCUGAUCCCUUUUAGAUGCGGAGCAAGGAAUGAUGGGAAGGACAGUCAGGCUAGCAGGACUAGCGACUUAGCAAUGGAUGAUUGGCUUACCGUAAACACCUACAGAUCACACUUGGGAGAGGGGGGGUGGGAUGGCUAGGCAGGAUAAAAAAAAGCUUAGUUCCUCAGAGCGGGACUCACACUUUUAAACGAGUUCUCUGAUGUCAAGAAUAUCAGGGGCUCGUGUCGGAACUCCGUCAGCCAGGAAGCCUGUACUCGUAAUUUUAUUAAAGUACUGUACAGUUUUUUUUAAAUCAUUUUGCCUCCUCAAAUUAUCUGAAAGGAGAGCGACUCCUGCCCAUGUCAUUCUGAGCACAAAAGGUGGGGACCACUGUUUACUUAUUUUAAUUGAAAAUUUUGAUUCAAUGUAGUAAGCAAAGUCGGGUUUUAACAAAACAUUAAACUGCAGUAAAGGCACGUUUUCUGCCCUAAUGGACGAUUUCUAUGGUUUCAUUCUGUACACACUGCUCUUGAUUCACAGGCCAUUCAAAGCACCCCCUCCCACUAAAUUGUUGAGGGGAAAAAUGUUACGAGGAGCAGGGACUGAGCUGCUGGUCGUGACCUUCAGCUCCAGCAGUCCUGGGUGUGGGAUGAUUGCCCCAGCUUAACCAAAAGGCAACUGACUUCGUAUGAUAGAUACACAGUAAUGUGUUUGGUGCAGGCCGUCAGUAUUGCAUAUGUGGCUCUUUUAGGGAGUGGUUGUGGGGGGGGGGGGAUGUCGAGUUUAGUGCCGGCUGUCAAACGAAGGCUACACCAAGCGGUAGACAUUCCUCUGGACAGUGAUGUAGCUUUCGAGCAGGGAAUGAGCAUUUCGGCGUAACCGAGAGACGCCACGGGCAGACCAAACAUUUCAAGGAUAAGGUCGGCUUGGAAAAAUAGGUCUCCCCCCCCACCCCCCUAAAAUUUUGUACAAGUGCAUUUACUACCACUAUCUCGGUUCUACACCAUUUGUAUACAUUUGUUAUUUGAAAUGUUUAAAAAUUAAACGUGAUCCUGGCAUUAAA
Messenger RNA from Brienomyrus brachyistius, 3976 nucleotides. RefSeq names its product serine/threonine-protein phosphatase 4 regulatory subunit 3-like. Gene Ontology annotation, biological process: DNA damage response; protein dephosphorylation. Gene Ontology annotation, molecular function: protein phosphatase activator activity. Gene Ontology annotation, cellular component: protein phosphatase 4 complex; nucleoplasm. Bases 338 to 2662 code for a protein of 774 amino acids. The transcript is spliced from 16 exons. NCBI's taxonomy places the organism in Eukaryota, Metazoa, Chordata, Actinopteri, Osteoglossiformes, Mormyridae. The record is from RefSeq and is a predicted model, not a curated record.